Molecule: messenger RNA, 279 nt
Organism: Diversispora eburnea
Lineage: Eukaryota; Fungi; Glomeromycota; Glomeromycetes; Diversisporales; Diversisporaceae
Source: the annotation of a GenBank genome assembly
AUGUCUUUCUAUCCACUCGGAGGUUCGUCACAAACUGUAAAUCAGCAAAAUGUUGCCAUGGCCGAACAAGAAUUAGAAAUGGUUACGGACACAUUUUAUAGAAUUGUUGAUUCUUGUUAUAAAAAAUGUAUUCCGCCAAAAUAUAUUGAAGGUGAAUUAAAUAAAGGUGAAUCUGUUUGUAUUGAUCGAUGUGUCGCUAAAUACUUUGAAGCUAAUACAAAAAUUGGAGAAGCAUUACAAAAGAAAGGACAACAAGCAACUCCAGGAUUUGGUGUAUAA